AAUGGAUGAUGAGGACUGUGAAAGAAGAAGAAUGGAGUGUUUAGAUGAAAUGUCCAAUCUUGAAAAGCAAUUUACAGACCUUAAAGAUCAACUUUACAAAGAAAGAUUAAGCCAAGUGGAUGCAAAACUACAAGAGGUCAUAGCCGGAAAAGCACCUGAAUAUUUAGAACCAUUGGCAGCUUUACAAGAAAAUAUGCAAAUCCGAACCAAGGUGGCAGGUAUCUAUAGAGAGCUUUGUCUGGAAUCUGUGAAGAACAAGUAUGAAUGUGAAAUUCAAGCCUCUCGACAGCACUGUGAGAGUGAAAAGCUUCUGUUGUAUGAUACUGUACAAAGUGAACUAGAAGAGAAGAUUAGAAGACUUGAAGAAGACAGGCAUAGCAUUGACAUUACCUCAGAAUUAUGGAAUGAUGAGCUACAGUCCAGGAAGAAAAGGAAGGAUCCAUUUAGUCCAGAUAAGAAGAAACCCGUUGUUGUAUCAGGCCCCUAUAUAGUUUAUAUGUUACAAGACCUUGAUAUACUUGAAGACUGGACAACAAUAAGGAAGGCAGUGGCUACACUGGGGCCACACAGAGUAAAGCCAGAACCACCUGUCAAAUUAGAAAAGCAUCUACAUAGUGCUAGAUCUGAAGAAGGAAGACUCUAUUAUGAUGGAGAGUGGUAUGGACGUGGACAGACGAUAUGCAUUGAUAAGAAAGAUGAAUGUCCUACAAGUGCCAUAAUUACAACAAUUAACCAUGAUGAAGUUUGGUUUAAAAGACCGGAUGGAAGCAAGUCCAAGCUGUAUAUUUCUCAGCUACAGAAAGGAAAAUAUUCAAUAAAGCAUAACCACAACUGACAGUUGCUAACCAGAUAAGAAACAAGUGGUAUUGCCAUGCUUGAUGUGCCAUGGGUUGAAAGUUGUAUUUAAUAGUGUUUUGUAUUCCUUAUAAAUCUACAGCAGUAUCUGAUGUGUAUUUGUAGUGCUGUAUGUAAACUUCAUAUGGAUGGCCUUCAGAAACCUGAGGAUGUUAAAUCAUGUUGACAAGACAUUUUACCUCUAAACUGGGUCCAGUGCCUAAGAUAUGAAGUAUGCUCUUCAAGUAUAAUGGCUCAGAACUUCUCAUAUUUGUAAAAUGAGAAAAAAAAAAAAAGAGAAAAAAAAAAAAGAGGUGGUUUUGUUUUGGUUUUUUUUUCCCAUUGGUGACCAGUUGGUGUGAUAAAAAUGUUAAACCAUAAUUACCAGCAACUCACUU
Messenger RNA from Nipponia nippon (crested ibis), 1232 nucleotides. The record is from RefSeq and is a predicted model, not a curated record. NCBI's taxonomy places the organism in Eukaryota, Metazoa, Chordata, Aves, Pelecaniformes, Threskiornithidae.